GAUUUGAGUUGAGAAAGCUGAUAGAGAAGAAGCUGUGGCAAUGGGAGAAACGAAUCGAUGGAAGGUGACCUAUACCAAGCAUCUCAAGCAGAAACGCAAAGUUUAUCACGCGGUUUCUUAGGCAUCCACCUCUCCAGCAACAAGAUGAUGCUCUAUGAUGAGUGCGCGAAGCUUCUAGAAUGCAGGCUCUUAAAGCAAGAUGAAGUAAUUUACUCCCGCGAAACGCUUAUAUUCAACCGUUACCUUGUUGACACUGAUGCUUCUCAGGGAGAUCAUAAGCUGGAGUCUGGUCUGAACUUCCAAGCAGGCAAUGAUAAGAUACCUGAAAAAUCUGUUGUGUUGCGAGGGAAAAACUUCCGAAAUAGCUCUGUUUGCUUUGGUGCAGAUAAGAAUAUGACUCAGCCGACUCUCAGCCCUUCGCAUAAAAUAAUUAGAGAAUUUAAGAAGAGCAGAUUGAAGUGCUAUGGGUCGCCACAAACUAGCCCAGACACUAGAAUAACAGAGGAGACAGAUUUCUUGUGCAGUGUUGCAGUCGGUCGUUUAGCAAGGAUUGAUUCAGAUAUCAGGGAUAACAGCCAGGGAUACCAGAAGCUUCCCUUGCUGUUUCCACAUUGGAUUGAUAGAACCUAA
This is a messenger RNA of Cucurbita moschata (crookneck pumpkin), 630 nucleotides long. RefSeq lists its product as uncharacterized. Gene Ontology annotation, biological process: double-strand break repair. Gene Ontology annotation, cellular component: nucleus; site of double-strand break. The record is from RefSeq and is a predicted model, not a curated record. The transcript is spliced from 5 exons. NCBI's taxonomy places the organism in Eukaryota, Viridiplantae, Streptophyta, Magnoliopsida, Cucurbitales, Cucurbitaceae. The coding region runs from base 58 to 630 and encodes 190 amino acids.